AUGGCUACAAAACCAACUGAACUCGACGAAGCACAGCAAGCGCUCGAGACAAAAUUGAAACAUAUCGCGAUAACUCGAGAGAAAACCGAGAAAAUUAUCUCUUCGAACAACGAACAACGCAUAGAAAGACAUCGUGAUGCUUUAAAGGAUCUGGUAAAUGCUGCAGAUAGUUCUAAACGAACAGUAGAGGGAUUAAAAAUUGCAAAUGGCGAAGAUAUUGAGAGUAUUACAGAGUGGGGUGAAAAGAUAGAAAAUACCAUCGGCCAGGCUGACAUCGACUUGGAUACGUUACAAAAGUGGAUCAUUAAAACCAAGGAACAUACUACAGCUAAAAGUAGAAAAGAGCAACUAGAUUUCGAAAAGGAAUUAUACGAAGCUAAGCUACAUUAUAAAACCCAGUUAGAGGAAACCAAGCAACAGCAAAUCGGGGGAGAAACAUCGAGUUCCAUGUCAAGUUCUGGGCUCGAAGCGAAGCUACCAAAGUUAGUAAUAACAAAAUUCAAUGGAACCUACGAAGAUUGGCAACGAUUUUGGAACCAAUUUCGAGAGACAAUCGACAAGUCAAGCGUAUCGAGUGUGACAAAGUUUUCGUACUUAAGAGAGUUAUUGGAUAAAAAAGUCAAACCAACUAUCGAAGCCCUGCCCUUCACGAAUGAAGGCUAUAACCGUGCGAAAAGUAUUCUCCAGUCGAAGUAUGGGAAAGAGUCUGAAAUUGUCAAAGCGUACACUAAGCAAAUUUUGGAUUUACCUUACAUCUCGGAUGCAAACGUUGGGAAAGUUCACGAAUUUAGUGAGAAACUUUCCUAUUGUGUUCAGUCAUUAGAAACAAUGGGGAAGCUAGAACAAAUAAAUGGUAACGUUGCAAUGACAUUGGAUAAGUUAGCUGGAAUACGAAGCGAUUUGGUUCGGACCGACCCGGAAUGGGAGGACUGGGACUACAACAAACUGACUGAGGCGCUAAAGUUGUGGACUCGACGAAAUCCCAUCAAUGAUUCGAUAAAGAAAGACACUCGUCCACGAAACCAUGACAACAAGGUAUUCAAUACAAAGCUGGGUGCGCGAGGGUGUGUUUAUUGUGAUGCAAAGGAGCACAAGUCAACUGACCGUCCCAAAGUUGUCGAUACCCAGGAAAUAAAGUCAGUACUGCCCAAACGGCGACUUUGUUUCAACUGCACAGGUGAAGGUCAUCAAGCAGCAAGUUGUACAAGCAAGAUAGCAUGUCAGAACUGCGAACGGCGACACCAUACAUCAGUCUGCAACCAACCGAAGGAAAGGAAUAACCUCAUGACUGCAAAGAAUGGCGAAGGAACAUUUCCAAUUGUGACGGUGAAGGUGAAUGGGGUAACCUGCAGAGACCUUGUGGAUUCGGGAGCUGGCAGCUCAUACGUUUCAGCUAAACUGGUUAGUCUCCUGAAUAAAAAACCUGUUGAUAUGAAAAUGAAACAAAUUGAUAUGCUUAUGAGUAGUAAGUUGGAACACCUCGAGACAUACGAAAUGGAGAUACAGUCAGUUGAUAGGGACUUCAGCAUGCAAGUGGACUUAAUCAAGGUAAAUAAGAGUGAACUCUUGUCAAUUGACAACCCACACUAUAAGGUCCAAGUUGAUACCUACCCCCAUCUUAAAGGAGUGCAUAUUCAUGAUGAUGAUGCAAAGCCCCAGUUACCAGUGCAUGUCGUUCUUGGAGGGGGGAGUAUGCCAGAAUAAAAACCAAGAGUUGUCCGCGAGUUGGGAAAGAAGGUGAACCCAUCGCUGAACUCACAAAGUUGGGGUGGUUUAUUAUGUCUCCAGGACAGGAGUUUGACCAUAAUAACAUGAUGUUAAUGCAGACCUCUCAGUCAGAUUAUGAGGUCUGCCGACUAGAUGUACUGGGACUGUCUGACACAGCAGAGCACGACCAAAGUGAAGUUUACAGGGAGUUUAAGGAGCAGUUACAGCGAUCUCCAGAGGGCUGGUACACAACUAGUCUACCUUGGAAAGGGAAUCACCCUCCCCUUCCUACAAAUGAGAAAGGAAGCCUUCAGCGUCUCAUAUCCCUGUAGAAUCAUCUUCUCAAAAGGGGACUCUUCGAACAGUACGAUGCUAUAAUCGAAGACCAAAAGGUUCAAGGAAUUGUUGAGGAAGCACCAGCAAAACCUGAGAACAGGGAGAGUUACAUACCCCACAAGGAAGUGGUGAGAGAGACAGCGACAUCUACCAAACUGUGUGUAGUAUAUGACGCAUCAGCGAAAGCAACCCCAGACAGUCCUUCACUUAACGAUUGUCUUUAUCCCGGCCCUCCUUGCAGAAUAAACUCUGGGAAGUGCUUGUGCGACAAAGAACCCACCCAGUGGCCUUGGCAGGUGAUAUUAAACAAGCUUUUCUGCAGAUACGCAUCAAAGAGAUGAUCUUCGAUUUCAUUGGAGAUGAAGAAAUGACGAAAUCCAGAUCCUACGGUUUACUAGGGUGCUGUUUGGACUAGCACAAUCACCAUUUCUUCUCGGUGGCAUCCUGGAAGCACACCUGGAUAUGUGGAAAGAGAAACGACCCAACGAUGUUGAAGAGAUUAGACGCAGUUUGUUGUUGACAACAUUCUCAGCGGUGGUGAAACAGUUCAGCAAGCACAAGAGCGAAAAGAAGCUGCCAUAACUAUACUUGAUGAUGCCAGAUUCUCACUUCAUAAGUGGGCAUCGAACGAAAGCGACCUUGAAGACGAACGAAAAUUGCCAACCAGUGAUGAAGACCAGACGGCUGCAAAGAUGCAGUUGGGCGUAGCACUGACAGAGUCAAAGAUACUUGGAAUGCCAUGGAACAAAAGGGAAGAUACCUUGGGUGUGCAAUUGACCCAUGAAGAGAACAGCGCGACAACAAAACGGGGAAAUCCUCAGACAUUUGGCUAAAGUUUACAACCCCCUGGGCCUUGCUUCACCCUUGACAUUGCUAGGGAAGAUCAUCUAUCGAGACAUUUGUGAUGCAAAGCUCCCAUGGGAUGCUGAACUUGACGGCGUGCUGGAAUCACAAUGGCUGUCAUGCAAACGGAUGCUUCCUGAUAUGAUAACAGUCCCUAGACCAAUCGCUCGACAUCAGGAGCCAAUUACAGAUAUCCAACAUCAUGGAUUCGGCCACGCUAGCAAUCAAGGAGUCAGUGCUGUUGUAUACGCGCUCGCCAAACAAGACUCCAGAGACACCCAAACGUUAGUGGCUGCAAAGUCUCGCCUGGCGAAACGUGGACUUACCAUUCCUUGGCUAGAAUUGGUCGCUGGUCAUAUGACAGCAAACCUGGUUAGCAACGUGGCGAAGGUAAUCGGUCAAGAAAGAGUGUCACAACAACAUGAUGGCAUGACAGUACAGUCGCUCUGUAUUGGAUACGAGGCAUGGGGGAGUACCGACAGUUUGUGGCUAAUCGUGUCAUAA
Molecule: messenger RNA, 3390 nt
Organism: Paramuricea clavata
Lineage: Eukaryota; Metazoa; Cnidaria; Anthozoa; Malacalcyonacea; Plexauridae
Source: the annotation of a GenBank genome assembly